Molecule: messenger RNA, 2420 nt
Organism: Quercus lobata
Lineage: Eukaryota; Viridiplantae; Streptophyta; Magnoliopsida; Fagales; Fagaceae
Product: pyruvate kinase family protein
Exons: 4
Coding region: 24-2225 (733 amino acids)
Biological process (GO): glycolytic process
Molecular function (GO): magnesium ion binding; pyruvate kinase activity; potassium ion binding
Source: RefSeq, a predicted model, not a curated record
UGCGGAUUUUUGACCCGAUAUAGAUGACGACGCUGGGUGCACUUUCAGCUUUUGUAGUUGCUAACCAGGCAAUUCAAACAGCUGAUAUCUUACAAAUUCCGACCUCCAACUUGAGAUGGGAGCUCCAACAUCUGCCAUGUAGAUUUCAUGUGAAACAGCCAACUCAUGUUUUUCAAAUAUUAGCCACACAUGGAAGGAACCAAAAGCCAAGGAUGUCAGCUUUUGCUGUUCCAGAUGGAAAUAAGAAGGCUGAAAUGGGCAGUUCACAUGGCGAUCCAGUGUUUGUGAUGUCUAAAAAUAAUAGACGUUCCAAGGAUCCAGAUGUGGAAGCUGUUGCAUCCAGUUCACAAUCACAAGCCAACUUUUGUCCAAAUUCUGAGCAGCCAGGAAGCCAAGGAACACUUCUUGACAAGCUAAAGGCAGUUCACUUACAUGUAUUAGCAUCUGAACAAUGGAAUGCUUCUCUACUUAAAUUAUGUCACAGAAAAUACUUGGUAAGUGCAACAAACUUAGUACAUUUUUUGGCACUGAAAUGCCUUGAUCUAGAGCAGCUCAAUGAAGAUCUUUCUUCUGUUGGUCUUUUGAAUUUGGAGACCGUCAAUUCUCAUAUCCAUGCAAGUCUUACUGCAGCCAUCCGAUUGCUAGAAACUUUGAAAUUAAACUCUUUGAACACGAAGGAGAAUAUUGGUCCAGGAAUUGACACCCAAAAUAGAAUAGACCAACUAAAGAAUGAGAAGUUCACAAUACAUACAAUGAAGAAGGCAUUCUCUAAUGGGGAGUUACUAUUGGGGCCAUUUCAACAUGACAGAACUACUCAUAUUAUGGUCACAGUUGGCCAAGAAGCCCUUGGGAGUGAAAUGCUUAUAACUGACCUUAUCAAGAUGGGGGCCUCCAUUAUACGGAUUAAUUGUGCACAUGGAAACCCAAGUGAUUGGAGUGAGAUAAUCAGUAGAGUGAAAAGAAGUUCUCAUUUGCUGGAGAAACCAUGUCGAAUUCUCAUGGAUUUAGCUGGACCUAAGCUCCGAACAGGCAAACUGAAGCCAGGUGAAUGUGUGAUGAAGAUAUCGCCCAAGAAAAAUGCUACUGGAAAUGUGAUCUUCCCUGCUCAAGUUUGGCUUUGUCAUAAAGGAGCUGGUCCUCCUCCUGCUCACUUCACUCCUGAUGCAGUUCUUUUCAUAGAUGACCAAGAAUUUCUCAGCAAGAUCAAUGUAGGUCAUACUGUGAGAUUUCAUGACAUUAGAGGAAGAAAAAGGAUGCUUAAGAUUUGCAGGAGGCUUGAUGUAUUUUCUGGCACUGGGUAUGUGGCUGAGUGUUCUAGGACUGCUUAUGUUGAGUCAGGAACGGAAUUGUAUGUUAAGAGAAAAAAAUUGAAGUUCCCAAUUGGAAAAGUGGUGGAUGUACCUUCCAUAGAGCCAUUUAUAAGAUUGAGAGUUGGAGACUUGUUAAUUAUAUCACGAGAUCGUUUGUGUGAACAAGAUGAAUUGCCUGGACCCACUAGUUCUGCUCCUACAAUAGCUUGUUCUUCUGGCCUUCUAUUUGAUUCUGUCAAACCAGGAGAUCCCAUUGCUUUUGAUGAUGGAAAGAUUUGGGGAGUAGUUCAAGGAACUAGUAUCUCAGAGAUUAUUGUUUCAAUCACUCAUGCUGGUCCAAAAGGUACUAAGCUUGGAUCUGAAAAAUCCAUCAACAUCCCAGAGAGCAAUAUAUGGUUUGAAGGCCUAACUUCAAAGGAUCUUAUGGAUCUUGAUUUUGUUUCUGCUAAUGCUGACAUGGUUGGAGUUUCAUUUGUCCGAGAUGUUCGUGAUAUAGUAGUUCUCCGCCAAGAAUUAGAGAAGCGGAAACUUCAAAAUCUAGGAGUUGUUCUAAAGAUCGAGACAAAGAGUGCAUUUGAGAAAUUGCCUCUGAUGUUGUUGGAGGCAAUGAAGUCUUCAAAUCCUCUAGGGGUGAUGAUCGCAAGAGGAGAUCUUGCGGUGGAGUGUGGGUGGGAAAAGUUGGCUGAUGUGCAAGAUGAAAUUCUAUCUGUCUGUAAUGCUGCCCACAUACCAGUCAUUUGGGCAACUCAAGUGCUGGAGUCACUUGUCAAGUCUGGGAUGCCUACCAGAGCUGAGCUAACUGAUGUAGCCAAUGGAAGGAGGGCAGGUUGCAUCAUGUUGAACAAAGGAAAACACAUUGAAGAGGCUGUUAAAUUCUUGGAUGGCAUCUUAGAUGGAAGCUCCAUAAAGAUGUAAGCAGCACUUAAGCCUCUUGUACUCUUCAGCCACUUGUUUCAGUGCAAGCUCAUCUGCUUAUCUUGCGAGGUAUAUAAAUCUCCUUGUUUAUGUGCAGCAAGAGGUUUCCAUUUGAAUUUAGGACAUUAGAGGGGUUUCAAUCUGUAAAUACUUCCCACUUUCAUCAAAGCAAUCAUUUAAAUUUUUCACAUUUUA